AUGGUGGUAUGAAAAAAUAAUUGAACACUAAAAAAUGUAGCAAAAUAGUUUUUUUCCAGUUUACUCAAGCUUGUGUUGCUCAUCAGUCAUUCCAAGAAUCUGCCAAACUCGUAAGAGAGCCACGAAAUUCUACAAGAAGCAAUGGAUCGAAAAAUAAUGCACUUGUCGACAUUUCUUAUCAAGGUCAAAAGUAAGUCGUAAAGCUGUCAAACUUUGUUGCAUUUGAGAUUUUUUAGGAAUAUUCCCGAUUGGAUCAUUCGUAAUCGAUUGAUUAUUGUUGAAAUUCGCGCAAAUGGAAAUUAUUUCAAUGAGAAUGUGUUCAAUAUGCCAAUUUUUCCCAAUCUCAAAAAGUUGUCAAUCACAAAUAAUCGGGUUAGUUGCGUAUAUUUUCUAGAAGUUAUGAAAUAAUGCACUUUUGUAGAUAAGGAACAUUGGUAUUCUGAUAAAUCAUAUCAAAAGGAGUUGUCCUAACUUGGAAACUCUAAACGUUGAUGGAAAUCCCGGAUGGCCAAAUGAUUUUGCAACAAUUCAAACAUAUCGAAAAACUGUUGCCAGUCAUAUAAAAUCGCUUCAAGUUUUAAAUGGCAUGGAUACAUAUCGUCGAAAACGUUCAACAAUGAGUGUAACAAGUUCAACUGAUUCCGAAAUGUCUAUGUGA
Molecule: messenger RNA, 658 nt
Organism: Caenorhabditis angaria
Lineage: Eukaryota; Metazoa; Nematoda; Chromadorea; Rhabditida; Rhabditidae
Source: the annotation of a GenBank genome assembly